Messenger RNA from Phaeodactylum tricornutum CCAP 1055/1, 672 nucleotides. RefSeq lists its product with no specific name. Lineage: Eukaryota; Bacillariophyta; Bacillariophyceae; Surirellales; Neidiaceae. The transcript has a single exon. The record is from RefSeq and is a predicted model, not a curated record. Bases 1 to 672 code for a protein of 223 amino acids.
AUGGGGACAAGGAUAUGGCUGAUUGCUUUCACUGCAAUGCUUCUCGUCGUUGUGCUGACGAGAGUUGCCUUCGUUUCAUCCGAUUUAGAUAGAAUACAAGCAUAUUCCGCUGUAGACUGGGAAGUUUUCAGCGCACCUGUACCAAAUAUUUCAGGUGGAGGACUUCCUCUGAUGAAGCAACGUAUGUCGCAACCAGCGUGCGACCGCUGCAACCACAGUUCGAGUAUGUGCUCUGAUUUGCGCGCCGAACGCACUUCUCUGGCUUUCGAGUGUCUUUUGAACCCAAGUCUUAGCCAAUGCGACUAUCAGUGCACCGACAUUCCAUCGUCGUCUGACAUAGUGCUGCCGGAGGAACUCGCCGAUAGUAACAUGAUGUGGCCUUCGAUGAACAACGGACAGUGGACAACAGAUCCAGAAUAUUGCCGAAAGUAUCAAAAUACAUCGCAGACUUGCCUGUUUGACAAAUACCGGUGGGCAGACGGGGGCGAUUUUUCUUCUUUCUCACCGCAAGGCGCCUGUCAUAUAUUGCACGAACACAAUAUAUCCGACCUUGUUAUAGUAGGGGAUUCCUUAGGCAGGCAUAUGUGGCAAGGCAUGAUGAUGGUAUUAUCGGGUGAUUUCAACUACAUUUUCGUCUCGAGUCCAGUGUGUCAAGGAGAAACGGCAAUUUGA